Acaulospora colombiana is the source of this 297-nucleotide messenger RNA. NCBI's taxonomy places the organism in Eukaryota, Fungi, Glomeromycota, Glomeromycetes, Diversisporales, Acaulosporaceae. The record is from the annotation of a GenBank genome assembly.
AUGAGUGAAAACAAGGAAGCUGUCAGCAUGGAACCAAGCUUAUACAUCACGCUCGAAGGGCACGGCUCGUACCUCAUUGAAUUUGUAUCCAGGAAUCAUGAGCAUAUUUCUUUUAAAGCUCAUAUUCGCGGGUUGGACCGCAUGAUAGUGAAGCCCAGACUGAUGUCCAUCCUGACGUCGCUUAACGGACGACACUCGACUUGCGAGCGUGCCCCGGUUGCAAAGUACGGAUACAAAAGGUUGCGAGGACUGUUCCUUGAAGAAGUUGUGGAAAGAUCCGGUUUUAGUGUUGUAUAA